UUGUUUCAAUUGGCAAGAUGGGGUCAGAUGAGAGAUGCCAUUGUGAAAUGUAGCACAGAAACGCCACUGAACGAUACGCUAUGGUACCCGGGUUGUCCAAUGAUAGCUAAUAGAUAUAUUUACCAGGUUCGGAGUAUAAUUCCGCAUGUUUUGCCUGCGUUCGUCAUAGAUAUAUUUUUAAGACUCCGAGGUAGUAAACCAAUAAUGAUGAAACUUCUCCUAAAUGGCAAUAAGCUGUUUACAAUGGCAGCAUAUUUCGUCAUGCACGAAUGGACUUUCCAAAGGGAUAACUGUUCUGACUUAGUGAGAAAAGUGAAAAUGUUGAACGACGGCGAUAUGGUCAAACUAGAUUUACGGGCUAUGAAUUGGGAGAAGUAUGUUGCAAUUUACCAAAUGGGAGUUAGGAAAUUUAUUCUGAAACAAGAGUUUAAGUCAGCAGCCCGACAACGGUUAUCAAGGUUGUACUGGAUACACCAGAUCACUAAAAUGUCCGGUAUAAUGAUCUUACUAUGGAUAGUAUACCGUAUCGUGUACUGACUAUUCGAACCUUAUUUUUUCUGUUUAAACCAAAGGAAUAUAAAUACAAUCUUAUGAAGAAGGGAUUCAACAUCCUCAUAUCCUCUUCAUUUUGCCUUUUCACUCGUCCCUUUCUAAAUAAAUCCAUUUAUGACAUUGCUUGUUUUUUCUAUAAUAUUUUAAUAAGAAUGCAGUUAUUUAUACGCACAUGAUUUCAGAGCUGUAAGCAAUUCAUCUGCUCACUGAAUAUGAACAUUUUUGCAUUAUAAGGACAACGGUAUAAUGACAAAAUCCUCUAUCAUUCUUCACCAAACAAAAGUUACGAGAUAGUUAUUCGUUGACAAUAAUAAUUUACUAUUGGAAAAAUCUACUGAGCAAUAAACAAU
Messenger RNA from Bombus huntii, 902 nucleotides. RefSeq names its product putative fatty acyl-CoA reductase CG5065. The record is from RefSeq and is a predicted model, not a curated record. NCBI's taxonomy places the organism in Eukaryota, Metazoa, Arthropoda, Insecta, Hymenoptera, Apidae. The transcript is spliced from 3 exons. Bases 28 to 537 code for a protein of 169 amino acids.